AUGGCUGGAUCAUCUGACAAGCAGUUAACGUCGUUUUUUAUCAAAGACAUUUUGUCUAUUAAAGAGGACUCGAGGGGAAACGGUUGCUGUAACAGCGCCACGACCAAGAUUGAAAGCGAAGAUUGGAGCACAGAUAUGGUGGACAGUUCUCGGAGUGGUCAAGAUAAAACGCUUUCAGCCACGGACACAAACGGAGUCCCAAAACAGAAACGUUCUCGUGCCGCCUUCACGCACCUGCAGGUGCUGGAGCUGGAGAAGAAAUUCAGCCAUCAGAAAUACCUGUCCGCUCCCGAAAGAGCUCACCUGGCCAACACUCUUAGACUAACUGAAACACAAGUCAAAAUUUGGUUCCAGAACAGAAGAUACAAAACCAAACGAAAGCAACUCGCCUCGGAUUACAGGAGAGACUAUUUUCAAAAACCAGACGGACCUGCGGUUGUAGGUUCCGAAGAGGACUUGCUCAGGGCGUCAUUUUUAGCAUCGGUCUACAAAUCAUACCAAUAUCGACCAUAUGCAUGUGACUACCACGGACUUGGUGUAUUGAAGCCGACAGCAGCCAGACGACACCCAGAGACGGUCCGAUUCCGAGACUCGGCCGGACUGGGAGACGCAACGGGACCUGAGGGGCCACUGUGCGGACUGGACUCUGUCAGUACUGGUUUAAGCGUCUACCUGCGGCGUGACCUAAGGGCGCGGACUGGGAGACAAAGGAAGAGAGAGUGA
This is a messenger RNA of Chanos chanos (milkfish), 723 nucleotides long. It is a transcript of the gene nkx3-1, whose product is annotated as NK3 homeobox 1. The transcript has 3 exons. Gene Ontology annotation, cellular component: nucleus. NCBI's taxonomy places the organism in Eukaryota, Metazoa, Chordata, Actinopteri, Gonorynchiformes, Chanidae. Gene Ontology annotation, molecular function: RNA polymerase II cis-regulatory region sequence-specific DNA binding; DNA-binding transcription factor activity, RNA polymerase II-specific. The record is from RefSeq and is a predicted model, not a curated record. Gene Ontology annotation, biological process: cell differentiation; regulation of transcription by RNA polymerase II. The coding region runs from base 1 to 723 and encodes 240 amino acids.